UCAAUUCGUGAAGCUUUGACAAUGAAAAUCGCAAUUGCUCUGAGUUUGUUGGUGGCCGUUGCCUCGGCUGGCGUUAUGCCCGGCUUGCAACAACGUCUUCCCUUGAUGCCCGUCAUGCCUUUGGAGGAAUUGGAAGAACGCAUUACCAAUGGUGAAUUGGCCAAGGCUGGUCAAUUCCCCUAUCAAGUUGGUUUGAGUUUGGUCUUCGGCAACCAGGGUGCCUGGUGCGGUGGUACUUUGAUUUCCGAUCGUUGGAUCUUGACCGCUGCUCACUGUACCGAUGGCGCUGAUGGCGUCACCGUCUACUUGGGUGCCAUCGACAUCAAGGAUGACCAUGAAAAGGGCCAACAAAGAAUCUACACCUCCAAGUCCAACAUUGUCAUCCACGAUCACUGGGAUCCCAGCACCUUGAGCAAUGACAUUUCUUUGAUCAAAUUGCCCGUUGUCGUUGAAUUCAACGAACGCAUCAAGCCUGCCACUUUGCCCAAGAAGGACGGUAAAUACUCCACCUAUGAAGGCGAUAUGGUCUGGGCCUCUGGCUGGGGUAAGGACAGUGAUGCCGCCACCUCUGUUUCCCCCUUGUUGCGUUACAUCGAAGUUCCCGUUUUGAAGCAGAGCACCUGCAGAACCUACUACGUGGGCAUGGUCACCGAAAAGAUGAUCUGCAUCAGCGGCAAGGAUGGCAAAUCCACCUGCAAUGGUGACUCGGGCGGUCCCUUGGUCCACAAGGAAGGUGGUGUCAACUAUGUCAUUGGUGCUACUUCCUUCGGUAUUGCCUUGGGUUGCGAAAAGGGCUGGCCCGGUGUAUUCACCCGUGUCACCUCCUACUUGGACUGGAUCGAAGAGAAAUCUGGUGUUGUUAACAAGUAGAUUUAACAUAAAAAUAAAAGAAAAUAUUUAUUGGAGUUUUUUCCACUAAAAUUAA
Molecule: messenger RNA, 925 nt
Organism: Stomoxys calcitrans (stable fly)
Lineage: Eukaryota; Metazoa; Arthropoda; Insecta; Diptera; Muscidae
Product: brachyurin-like
Exons: 1
Coding region: 22-870 (282 amino acids)
Biological process (GO): proteolysis
Molecular function (GO): serine-type endopeptidase activity
Source: RefSeq, a predicted model, not a curated record